CUUGUUGAUGGAUGGGCAUUGUUCGUGCUUGCCUCCAAUUGGGUGAUAAUGGGCUUAUUGUCUUGGCGAGAGCUACAAGGAGCAGCAGUCAUCGUUACUAAAACAUGGUACCCAACAGAACUGCAAUUUCUGUUAAGAACACUAAACCACGUCGCUCGCUUGCUUCUUUCUUCAUUAAGCCUUCUAAAUUAUCUUCACCAAAUUCCGAACUUGAAAGCAGAAACACUAAAAGGACUUGUUUGGGUCCUACCCAAUUCGAAUAUGAACUCCGCAACAAGUGCAAAUCAGGUCGAAUUAACCUCAAUGAUGCAGUAAAAUAUUUUGAUAAGCUGCUUCUGUCAAAGCCCGUUCCUUUAAUUGCAUGUGGGCUUUGUGUGUUUGGUAAAAUUAUGAAGAGCGGUUAUCAGCCUAAUUUGGUUACGGUUAGUACUUUGGUUAAAGGUAUGUGCUUUGAGGGUAAAGUAAUGGAUGCGUUGGAACUGUUUGAUAAAAUGACUAGAAGUGGGUUUCAAGGAGAUAUUUUGCUGUAUGGGUAUCUUAUAAAUGCGCUUCGUAAAACACGCCAGGCACGACGUGCUGUUGAGUUGCACAGGAGGAUGCUGAGUGAAAUUUGCAGUGGAAAUUUCUUCACUUACGGCCUGGUCAUCGAUUCUCUUUGUAAAGAUGGAUUGGCGAUCAAGGGACUGAAAAUGUUUAGGGAAAUGAUCAACAUGGGAAUUUGUCCUAAUGUUAUUGUUUAUAGUUCUUUGAUUAAUGGACUUUGUAGGGUAGGAAAAUUGAGGGAAGCAGUUAAUCUUUUUGAUGAAAUGGUCAGUCAAGGGAUUAAAGCUAAUGUAAUCACCUAUAAUUCGUUAAUUCACGCGUCUUGCAGAUUUGGAUUAUGGAAGGAAGCAACGAGAACUUUUAGUCAAAUGGUGGGAGAAGGGAUAUUACCAGAUGUGGUGACAUUCACAACUUUAAUCGAUCACCUAAGCAAGAAGGGGAAGGUGCAAGAAGCUUACAAGAUUUUUGAAUUGAUGAUAAAGCAGGGGGAAGCGCCUAACAUAGUUACUUAUAAUUCACUUUUGAAUGGUUUGUGUUUGCACCAUCAGAUGGAUCAUGCUGUGAGGUUGUUUGAAGUAAUGGUAGAGAGAGGCAUUAAGAUAGAUGUUAUCAGCUAUAAUACAUUGAUUAAUGGCUAUUGCACGAGUGGGAAGACCGAAGAAGCAAUGACGUUAUUUCGAAAAAUGCAAUAUGAAGAAUUGACGCCAAGUAUAACAACAUACACAAUACUUCUAAAAGCAUUAUACCAAAAUGGGAGAAUCAGAACUGCAAAAGAAUUGUUCAAUAAUAUGCAAAUUUGCGGCCAAUCUCCAUCACUUGAUACUUACACAGUCCUGUUAGAUGGACUUUGCAAAAAUGGCUGUAUUGAGGAAGCAAUAGACGUGUUUCGGUCUCUCAAGAGUAUAAAAUAUAAGCCAAGUAUUCGUAUAUAUAGCAUACUCAUUGGUGGAAUGUUUCAAGCAAGAAGAUGGGAAUCAGCAAUGGAAAUAUUUGAUGAGAUCCCAACAGUAGGUUUAGUUCCUAAUAUUGUUACUUACAAUAUAAUGAUCAAUGGUCUUUGCAAGGAGGGGAAGCUACUAGAGGCUGAAAGAUUGUUCGUACAAAUGGAAGAAAGUGGCUGUGAACAAGAUGAAAUUUCGUUCAAUUUCAUCAUACGGGGUUUUCUUCAAGAAAAUCAGGUUCAGAAAGCAAUGGAGUUUCUGAAAAGAAUGCGUGAGAAAAAUUUCUCUCCAAAUGACAGUGUCACCUUGAUGUUAGUGAACCUUUACGCUGCGGAUGCACAAUCAUCCGAGUUGCCAAAUAAUUUCUUACAUGAGUUGGUGCAAAAGAAGACCCUUAAAACUCAACAAGAUGUGACAUGAGCGGUUUCAAUUUGUUUCCCUCAUUAUUGAGGCAGUUUAGGUGCAGGAAUUAAGUUGUAAAUUACUUUCGGGGUACCUAUUUCUUUCUAAUCCGUUGCUGUGUAUUUUCUCAACAAGCAUUUUACUUGUUAUUGUGGGUGAAUACAGGUUGUUUCUUGCAGAUC
Molecule: messenger RNA, 2068 nt
Organism: Ricinus communis (castor bean)
Lineage: Eukaryota; Viridiplantae; Streptophyta; Magnoliopsida; Malpighiales; Euphorbiaceae
Product: pentatricopeptide repeat-containing protein At1g62670, mitochondrial
Exons: 2
Coding region: 105-1904 (599 amino acids)
Molecular function (GO): protein binding
Source: RefSeq, a predicted model, not a curated record